UUUUUUUUUUUUUUACAAUGAACAAGCUGUAUAUUGGAAACCUCAGCGAAAACGUAAGCCCCCCGGAUUUGGAAAGUCUCUUCAAGGAGUCAAAGAUCCCUUUCACUGGACAGUUUCUGGUCAAGACUGGAUACGCGUUUGUGGACUGUCCUGAUGAGAAUUGGGCUAUGAAGGCCAUCGACACCCUCUCAGGGAAAGUUGAAUUGCAUGGCAAAGUUAUAGAAGUUGAACAUUCAGUACCUAAAAGACAGAGGAGUCGGAAGCUACAGAUCAGAAACAUACCACCUCAUCUACAGUGGGAGGUCUUGGACAGUCUUUUAGCGCAGUAUGGAACAGUUGAAAACUGUGAACAAGUGAAUACUGACACAGAGACUGCUGUAGUGAAUGUAACCUAUGCCAAUAAGGAGCACGCAAGACAGGGACUCGAAAAACUAAACGGUUACCAGCUUGAAAAUUACUCACUGAAGGUAACUUAUAUUCCUGAUGAAAUGGCCACACAACAAGCACCCUCUCAGCAGCUACCGCAACAGCCGCAGCAGCAACACCCACAAGGGAGGCGAGGGUUUGGGCAAAGGGGGCCCCCCAGACAGGGGUCCCCUAGUGCUGCUGCAAGACCUAAACCUCAGUCAGAGGUUCCAUUGCGAAUGCUGGUCCCCACUCAAUUUGUAGGAGCUAUUAUUGGAAAGGAAGGAGCAACAAUCAGGAACAUCACUAAACAAACUCAAUCAAAAAUCGAUAUACAUCGUAAAGAAAAUGCUGGAGCCGCAGAGAAGCCUAUUACAAUUCAUUCGACUCCCGAAGGCUGUUCAACCGCUUGUAAAAUAAUUAUGGAGAUCAUGCAGAAGGAGGCUCAGGACACCAAAUUCACUGAAGAAAUUCCUCUGAAAAUAUUGGCACACAACAAUUUUGUGGGUCGCCUCAUUGGCAAAGAAGGAAGAAAUCUGAAGAAGAUUGAGCAGGACACAGACACAAAAAUAACAAUCUCUCCUUUGCAGGACCUAACACUGUACAAUCCCGAACGUACCAUUACGGUAAAAGGCAGUAUUGAGGCAUGUGCCAAAGCAGAAGAAGAAAUAAUGAAAAAAAUUAGAGAAUCCUACGAAAAUGACAUCGCUGCUAUGAAUUUGCAAGCCCAUUUGAUUCCUGGUUUGAACCUAAAUGCGCUGGGACUGUUCCCACCAUCUUCAUCAGGAAUGCCACCUCCCUCAGUUGGUGUUUCCUCACCAACCACAUCCUCUUCAUAUCCACCAUUUGGGCAACAGCCCGAAUCGGAGACUGUUCAUCUUUUCAUCCCGGCAUUAGCUGUAGGAGCUAUAAUUGGCAAGCAAGGACAACACAUCAAGCAACUUUCCCGCUUUGCAGGAGCCUCAAUUAAGAUUGCUCCUGCCGAAGGACCUGAUGCCAAACUACGAAUGGUCAUCAUCACUGGACCACCGGAAGCCCAGUUUAAGGCCCAAGGAAGAAUCUAUGGGAAACUGAAAGAGGAAAACUUCUUUGGACCCAAGGAAGAAGUCAAGCUGGAGGCCCAUAUUAAAGUUCCCUCUUAUGCUGCUGGACGUGUUAUAGGCAAAGGAGGCAAAACUGUAAAUGAGCUUCAGAAUCUAACCAGUGCAGAAGUUGUUGUUCCACGUGAUCAAACACCAGAUGAAAAUGAUCAAGUGGUGGUUAAAAUUACAGGCCACUUCUAUGCAAGCCAGCUUGCACAGCGAAAAAUCCAGGAAAUUCUCGCUCAGGUAAGAAGACAGCAGCAACAACAACAGAAAACCGUGCAGAGCGGACAGCCCCAGCCAAGACGAAAAUAGAGGUUCAAGAAAAUGGCCCUUCACAGAGACAGAUGCCAGACCAAAGACAGACUGAGUAAAAGACAGGUUAACCACACUUGUCAGUGCUACGUGGCUAAAGUUUCCACCUAGCUCGUCACCUGUUUGAGGACCAGGCAACCAGUCCGCUGUCUCUGAGAAUGUAUUCUUUAGGCUCUCAAACUUUUGGAAUCCAGCUUUAAAAAAGGAAAAAAAAGAAAAAAAAAAGGAAAAGAGAGGAAAAAUAAGGACCCCUUCACUUCCCUUUUGAUCUAUUCUCACAAGUUAACAUAAACCUUGUUAGUCUUUUUUUUUUUUUUUUUUUUUUUUUUUUAUUCUUAUUCCCCAACAAUUUUAGAACUUUGUUUAAUGAAGCUUUCUCUUAUGAGUUCUCUGGUUCAAAAAGAAAAGGCAUUGCUCUUAUACGUCCAGAUGUAUUAGAAAAAAAAAGAGAAAAAAAAGAA
Pelobates fuscus (common spadefoot toad) is the source of this 2263-nucleotide messenger RNA. RefSeq names its product insulin like growth factor 2 mRNA binding protein 3 (gene IGF2BP3). Gene Ontology annotation, cellular component: cytosol; nucleus; cytoplasm. Bases 18 to 1802 code for a protein of 594 amino acids. Lineage: Eukaryota; Metazoa; Chordata; Amphibia; Anura; Pelobatidae. The record is from RefSeq and is a predicted model, not a curated record. Gene Ontology annotation, biological process: regulation of gene expression; nervous system development. The transcript is spliced from 15 exons. Gene Ontology annotation, molecular function: mRNA 3'-UTR binding.